Molecule: messenger RNA, 2735 nt
Organism: Cajanus cajan (pigeon pea)
Lineage: Eukaryota; Viridiplantae; Streptophyta; Magnoliopsida; Fabales; Fabaceae
Biological process (GO): RNA processing
Molecular function (GO): nucleotidyltransferase activity; RNA binding
Source: RefSeq, a predicted model, not a curated record
ACUAAUUUGAUAAAAAAGGCAAAUGCCAAGGGGAAACUAGUAAGGUAUAAAACCGUGGUUUGCUGUUACGCUUGUUUGUGCCGCCCGAAAUGAGCAAAGGUGGGUUUCAUCAAUAAGCGCGGUGAAGGUGAAGUGUUUGUUUCAUGCUCUCAUAAUGGCGGUUCCUCUAAGAAUGAACCACAACAAGCGCGGCGUGCUCGCUCGUUUGAAGACUCUCGUCAACUCUCAGAGCUUCCACUCCCCUGCGCCAAAACGACCAAAGCAAGAUCGACCGUCUCCCAAAGAAGACUUGGAUUACUCUACUUGCCGAGGCCGCAUUGACGUCUCAAAUUGGAAGACUUUGGAUGCAAAGGAGCUUGGUAUAACUAGUUCUAUGAUUUCAUACCCAUCUCAGUUUGUCCUGAAUCUUCUUCGUAGCAAAGGGUUUGAGUCCUACUUAGUAGGUGGGUGUGUGAGAGAUCUACUGCUGAAUAGAACUCCAAAAGAUUUUGAUGUUAUCACCACAGCAGAGCUUAAGGAGGUGAGAAAGCAGUUUCGUCGUUCAGCUCGUGCCGAAGUUGUUGGACGUCGUUUUCCAGUAUGCUUGGUUCAUAUAAAAGGUUCUGUUGUUGAGGUGACCAGUUUUGAGACAGGCGCACGAACUUCCAAAGGGAAGGAACAAUCGUUAUACACCCUGUUGCCCAAGUGCAGUAAUAAAAAAGACUUGUUUCGCUGCAAAAACUCCUUGCGCAGGGACUUCACAAUUAAUAGUUUAUUUUAUGACCCCUUUGCCAAUAAAAUCUACGAUUAUACAUGUGGAAUGGCCGAUUUGAGGUCCUUAAAGCUAGAAACUGUUAUCCCUGCUAAGCUGUCCUUUAAAGAGGAUCCUGGAAGAAUUUUGCGUGGCUUCAGAAUUACAGCUCGGCUUGGUUUAUCAAUAUCAACGGAGACUGAGGCGGCAAUCUGGACAUAUUCUUCACUAGUUAAGAGCUUGGACAAGAAUAAAAUUAUGAUUGAAUUGAACUACAUGCUGUCUUAUGGAGCUGGUGAACCAUCUCUACGUCUACUUUGGAAAUUCAAAUUGCUUGAAUUUUUACUUCCUGUACAUGCAGCAUAUCUUGAUGAACAAGCUAUUAAAGAAGAUGCCCAGGCUUCCAAUAUGUUGAUGAAAUUAUUCUUUCAUCUGGAUAAUCUGGUAGCAUGCGAUCGACCUUGUGAUUGCACUCUAUGGAUUGGAUUGCUAGCAUUUCACCUGGCAUUAGUAGAUGAUCCUCAAGAUGCUCUAGUGGUGUGGGCAUUUGCUUCUGUUCUAUAUCACGGGGAAUGGGAAAGUGGUGUUAAAUUUGCUAAAGAACAUGCAAAAACGAGUGUUAAUUUUGUACCUGAAAUAAGGACGUCCAGUAUAUAUAAAUCAGAUGAAGAAAUUGCAAAAGCAGUCACUAAAUUGGCAUCUUUGGUGAUGCACUCCAUACCUGCUCUGGUUGAGCACAAUAGUCUUCUUCAGUCCAUGUCUAGAUACCCAUCUUUUCCACGAUCUGGCAUGGUAUUUGUACCCAGGAAAGCAGGGAAACUUGCUUCUGCGAUUUUCAAAAUGCUGGCUAGUGAUGUUCAAUUAUAUAAGAGUGAAAGAAGAAAAAAUUCAAAGAUAAAUUAUGGCAUGCUUGGUAUGGGGCACCUUUCAGAGACUGGAUUUGUUUUGGGCAAAAUUAUUCUUGAAACUAUGAAUAGUGGAAUCGUUGUGGAUGGGGAGGAUUCUGAAGCUGGACAAUGUCAACUGAAGACUGAGGGCACCGAAGAAAUUGGUCAAUCGCAACUUUCAGAUCUAGUAAACCAUCAAUUAGCGGCAAUGAAUGAUGAAGGACAACUUUUAUCAAUACCAAAUUCAGAAAGUAGGCAAGGAAAAAACAAGAAACGGAAAUUGGUUGAGAAUAUUGCAGUUGCAGAUAAGAAAAUGGUCUCAGGGAACCAUGAAUUGUUUGAGAAACAUGAAUACAAAGAAAAUAAAGAAGAGCACCAGAAGCUUGUUAAGUUAAGCCAGAAGGCUAAUCUGUCUUCGACGAAGGACUCUUUGCCAGAAAACAAAAUUAAUAACAGAAAAUGGCUGACAAAUGAUAGGAAGAAAAUCACCAGUGCCAAUCAAAGUUCUUUAGACCAGGCUAGGCAUGUGAAGACGGAGGAACACAGCACAUGUCCACCAUCACAAUCUACAUUAUCUGAGAAUCAUCAGGUCAUAGCUAACAACUACAACAUAGACUUGGAUGCAAAAACAACAAAUGAGUCAGACUCAAAGAAGAAGAGAUCGCAUUUAUCACUUGUUGAGAUCUUUAAAGUGAAAGAAAGCCAGAAACCACAUAAAAACAAGCUAAGUAAGCCUCAACUCCCAGUCUCUUCUAGUGAUGAAUAACAAUUUUUGGUAGUAGCAGAUGUUUUAUUUCCUUCAGCAUAGUUCAGAGACAAAACAGGAAGCAGAAGAUAUUCUAGCUAUACUUUUGGCUAGAAACAGAAUUGAGCCUCUUACUUCCCUUAAAAUUUAGUGGUUUACAAAAAACUCAGUUCCUCUCAUGCUUUAUAUUUUUUAAGGCUAUGCUGGGUCUAUAUUUUGUCACUAUUGAGAGAUAUCCCUUCCCUCCACCUUUUAUUGUGACAAAAAACGAGGGAAGCGUGGCUUUUCAGGAUUCAUUAUGUAAAUUAAUCCAAAAGGAACUAAACAUACGAAGAGAUAGAAGUGGUGUAUUAAUCUAUCAUCAUUCUCUGCA